Molecule: messenger RNA, 563 nt
Organism: Piliocolobus tephrosceles (Ugandan red Colobus)
Lineage: Eukaryota; Metazoa; Chordata; Mammalia; Primates; Cercopithecidae
Product: 4-hydroxyphenylpyruvate dioxygenase
Exons: 3
Coding region: 23-349 (108 amino acids)
Biological process (GO): L-tyrosine catabolic process
Cellular component (GO): endoplasmic reticulum membrane; Golgi membrane
Molecular function (GO): 4-hydroxyphenylpyruvate dioxygenase activity
Source: RefSeq, a predicted model, not a curated record
UCGCCACUUGAGAGAGAGAGGCAUGGAGUUUUUAUCUGUUCCCUCCACGUACUACAAACAACUGCGGGAGAAGCUGAAGACGGCCAAGAUCAAGGUGAAGGAGAACAUUGAUGUCCUGGAGGAGCUGAAAAUCCUGGUGGACUACGACGAGAAAGGCUACCUCCUGCAGAUCUUCACCAAACCGGUGCAGGACCGGCCCACGCUCUUCCUGGAAGUCAUCCAGCGCCACAACCACCAGGGUUUUGGAGCCGGCAACUUCAACUCACUUUUCAAGGCUUUCGAGGAGGAGCAGAACCUGCGGGGCAACCUCACCGACUUGGAGACCAACGGGGUGGUGCCCGGCAUGUAAGCCCCGCCCACCGCCCUCACCACGGAGGCCCCGCCCACCCGCAGACACGGCCACGCCCUCUGAUUCUGGAACUCGCCCAACUUCCCUACUGGCUGCUCCCCUUGGGUCCCGCCCACCAGUAGACUGGCCCCCAAGGCUCCGCCCACCAUGACCACACCCCUCGGCGGGCAGUCCUCUACUCCAGCCCUCCCGAUUAAAGCAUGCCCUGGUCCAA